AUCACUUCACCUCUGAGCAUGACUCCAGUCUGGACAAUUAUUUUAUUUCUCAACACAAUACCUCCAGCUCAAACUGUGGAAUUUUCCAGACCAUCAUUUCUCUCAGUGACGUCUGGAGAACGUGUUACUCUUAACUGCCCAUUUGGAGACAUUCGUAAGACUGAUAGUGUUGUUUGGUACAAACAAAUCUUUGGAGAAAUGCCUCAGAAAGUGGGAGAAAAAUUAUUGUAUAAGGAUAUUAACAUGUCUCCUGAGUUCAAGACUUCAGGAUAUAAAAUGGAGAUGACUGAUCAUGGCAUGUCUCUGACAAUUUCCAGUAUAAAAAAAGAAUAUAGAGGAUUUUACUACUGUGGAAGAUUUAUGUUGGAGAAUGUUACACUAUCAAAUGGAACUUUCUUGGAGGUAGCAGGUAAUGAAGAUGUAAAUGUCACAGUGAGGCAGCAUAGAGUGUUAGACCCGGUUCCUGCAGGAGCCUCAGUGACUCUGCAGUGCUCGGUUCUCUCUGAGAGCAGAGCAGCAGAACUCCAGGUGCUCUGGUUCAGAGCUGCUCCACCACAAUCCCAUCCUCAAAUCAUUUACACUCAUCACAACAGCAGCCAUCAGUGUGAGAGCGGCUCUUCUACACACACCUGUGUGUACACCUUCACCAAGAACAUCCUCAGCCUCAAUGAUACUGGAACUUACUACUGCGCUGUGGCCCUGUGUGGGAAGAUCAUAUUUGGAAAUGGGACACAAGUACAGCUGGAGAACUUUUCAGAAUAUGUAAGAACUUUGAGUCCUGCAGUGAUCUACCUCACAGUAGCUGUGGCUGUGUGUGUGGUUGUGAUCUUCACUCAAGCUUUCAUAAUCUAUAAAAUAAGAAAUUCUGACCAAUCCACAGUGAGACAUCAACAAAAUUCAAUGGUAGAGAAAACACCCAAUCAGGGACACGGUGCAGCGGAGCUGAAUUACUCUGCGUUACAUUUUAAUAAAAAAUCCAAAAGAGUGACAAGGAAGAGAGACCAAGCUGCAAACUGUGUUUAUUCUGAAGUGUUGUGUACAACUUAGAGUACUAUUAAUGUCUGUCACACAUCUUUGGUCCAGUUUCUUGUGUUUCUUACUAAAGCAGUGUUAAAGUUUUGCUUGUAAUCAGAUGUGUUUCUGUGACACAGUACACUUGAUGUGAAAAAAAAGAGUUAAAAAUGAGUUUGC
Hemibagrus wyckioides is the source of this 1191-nucleotide messenger RNA. RefSeq lists its product as uncharacterized. Gene Ontology annotation, biological process: response to bacterium. The coding region runs from base 19 to 1047 and encodes 342 amino acids. NCBI's taxonomy places the organism in Eukaryota, Metazoa, Chordata, Actinopteri, Siluriformes, Bagridae. The transcript has 6 exons. The record is from RefSeq and is a predicted model, not a curated record.